This is a messenger RNA of Mustela erminea (ermine), 3432 nucleotides long. It is a transcript of the gene GFRA3, whose product is annotated as GDNF family receptor alpha 3. The record is from RefSeq and is a predicted model, not a curated record. NCBI's taxonomy places the organism in Eukaryota, Metazoa, Chordata, Mammalia, Carnivora, Mustelidae. Gene Ontology annotation, biological process: nervous system development. Gene Ontology annotation, cellular component: external side of plasma membrane; signaling receptor complex. The transcript has 8 exons. Bases 1656 to 2843 code for a protein of 395 amino acids. Gene Ontology annotation, molecular function: signaling receptor activity.
ACCUGAGCUGAAGGCAGACUCUUAACUGACUGAGCCACCUGGUGCCCCAAGUUGCCCUUUGCUUUUAAAUCCCAUUUUGAAACUAUUGCCAGAGUGGAGUGGACAGUGGGGGCUAUCUGUGCCCGGCUACAGCUUUCUGACUUAACAUACAGAGGUAGUAUGGAGCUGGGGGAAAUCAGGCCGUGUACAAAAGCUGAGGAGCCAGAUGUUCACUUUCACAGCUCUCCUGGAAGACUGGAAGGGCAGAUAGAGAUUAAAAUGAAGACCAAACUCCAUUUAAAGUGCAUUACAGCUCAGGAACUAGCUCCCCCUGGGCAGGAGAAGGGAGGAAACGGCACAAGAGGCCACAUCUCUCCUUCCUUAUCUAGGGCCACAUGUCUCUCUCCCAGCUUUGUGAAGGGUGAUUUACACCCCUGGCUGGCAUGACUCUCUUUCUGGGCUGAUUACAUCGGCAAAUGCCCCCCAGAGGCCACAGCAGGCUGGCCAUAUUCAGAAGCAGCAGCCAAUAAAUCUCAGAGGUUUAUAUUGCACUUCUCAAUACCCUCCUCCUGGCCCUCUGCCAGGCCUCUGCACAAGUGAGGAGAGGGGUUGGGCUGCAGGGGUUGGGGGUGAAACCCUCCACUUCCUUUUAUCAUCCUCUCUCUUCCUAAGCACUUAGUUAUUCUUCCAAGUCAUUGUGUCUCUGUUUUUACCCUGGGAGCUCUUGGGAAUCAACCCUACCCCCCCAAAAAUACCCUUACCCUUGUGGGUAGAAAUCCUGGGCUCUGAGCAAAGCUGUGUUUCUACCUCCCUGUUUAAUCUUAGUAGAGUAGGUUGCUUUCUGAAACAUACCUGAAGAUGAGAAGGCUCCUAAAGUGGUCUUUCUAGCCACCUUCCUCAGCGAUCCUGUCGUUCCUCCAGGUAAUUCUCUAACUUGAACAGAGUUUAAUCCUUCCGCCCUCCCCCAUGACAGUGAAUUUUGGAGGAAGCUAGGCUGGCGUUAAGUCCUGGGAUCUAGCCGCAGGACUGUCCUCAGCACAGCCAUUUCACCUGUCUGGGACCUAUUUGCAGAAUCAUAGGUUAAUGGUAACAGCCCAAGCUUACCCUUGAAGUUCUUCAGCGGGUAAUGGAGGCAUGGAUGUGCAAAUUCUAAGAGGAAAAAUAAAUACUAGAAGUGAAACUGCCCUUAUGCUGACUUGCUCAGCUUUUGCUACAAGAUUUCACUUGUUCCUGGAGGGGGUGGGGGUCCAGCAAAUAAGAAAUGGUGCUUUUCUUGGUGAAUACUUGGGCCCACGAGAUGGGGACUCUCCGGAGGCAGCUGCCGCAAUUGUCUUGGGCGGAAUUCUCUAACGGAAGUGGGCAGCGACGCGCAGGUGGGCAGGCUCGGGUAGAGCACCCUCUUGCACGCGGUCGCCGGGGCACCUAACUUCGCUCAUCCCCACCCCCGCAGCCCUCUGCCUAGAGUAGAAGCGGCGUUGUGCGUCCGAGCGCUUCGGAGUUGGAGGGCGGCGCCCAGGACCCUGGUGGGAGAGUGUCGGCGCUGCGCGGGAGGAAGGGCGGGAGGCGGCGUUGGAGGAGCCCCGAUCGCAGAACCUCUGGGCGAGGAGCGAGAAGAGCGCGGCGCCCGGCGCUGGCACAGCGUCUCGGACGCGGACGGCUGGCGUGAGGACCAAGCCAUGGCGCGUCCUCCAAACCCGCGAACACUGCCGCCCGCGCUCCUGCUCCUGAUGCUGGUAUCUCUGCGGCUCCGAGCCGACCCCCUUCCUACUGAGGGCCGGCUGAUGAACAACUGUAUCCAGGCCAGGAGGAAGUGCCAGGUUGAUCCUAUUUGCAGUGCUGCCUACCACCACCUGAAUUCCUGCACCUCUAGUGUAAGCACCCCAUUACCCGCACAGGAGCUUUUGGUCCCUGAGGAGUGCAGGGAGGCAGCACAGCACCUGAGGAAUAGCUCUCUGAUGAGCUGCACAUGCCACCGCCGCAUGAAGAACCAAGUUGCCUGCCUGGACGUCUACUGGACCGUUCACCUUGCCCGCAGCCUUGGUGACUUUGAACUGGAUGUUUCCCCCUAUGAAGACGCAGUGACCAGAAAACCCUGGAAAAUGGAUCUCAGCAAACUGAACAUGCUCAAACCAGACUCAGACCUCUGCCUCAAAUUCGCCAUGCUGUGCACUCUUAAUGACAAGUGUGACCGGCUGCGCAAGGCCUAUGGGGAGGCGUGCUCGGGGUCCCGCUGCCAACGCCCCACCUGCCUCCGGCAGCUCCGCGCCUUCUUUGAGAAGGCGUCGGAGCCCCACUCUCAGGGCCUGCUGCUGUGCCCGUGCGCACCGGCCGACCAGGGCUGCGGGCAACGCAGGCGCAACACCAUCGCUCCCAGCUGCGCGCUGCCGUCGGGGGCCCCCAACUGCUUGGAGCUGCGGCGCGUCUGCAUCUCUGACCCGCUGUGCAGAUCUCGCCUGGUGGAUUUUCAAACCCACUGCCAUCCUCUGGACAUCUUAGGGACCUGUGCAACAGAACAUUCCAGAUGUCUGCGAGCAUACAUGGGGCUGAUUGGGACUGCCAUGACUCCCAACUUUGUCAGCAAUGUGAAUACCAGUGUUGCCUUAAGUUGCACUUGCCGAGGUAGUGGCAACCUGCAGGAUGAGUGCGAGCAGCUGGAAGAAUCCUUCUCCCACAACCCCUGCCUCAUGGAGGCCAUUGCAGCUAAGAUGCAUUUUCACAGCCAACUCUUCUCUCAGGACUGGGAAGACUCCACCUUUCCUGUGAUGGAACGCCAGAACAAAAACCCUGCUCUGAGACCACAGCCCUGGGUGUCCUCUCUUUUCUUCUGUACGCUUCCCUUGAUUCUGUUCCUGAGCCUCUGGUAACUGGACUUCCUCUGGGCCCCUCUGCCCUCUACCACACCCAGCCUGACCUGCAGCCUGCAAGGGCUAAGGAAAGAGCAGCACCAGGGAAGACGUGCAGUAAACAACAUGGCGACCCUGACUGCACACUCAUAUCCAGCUGACUCCAGAUGGGGCCAUAGUAGAAACUGACUGAGUUCUCAAUCCCUCUGCUUCUGACUCAGGCUGCCCUUCCUUAGGACUUGGUGACCAUGGUUUAGUCCUAUCUUCUGGUGGAGACCGCCUCUACAAAGCUCUCUCCUAAUCCCUUCCUUCUGCCCACCAGAAUCACCCAGGCUCUAGCCAAUCAGUCAUUCCCUAUUGCAUUCUCCAGGUAGGCAGGGCUGGAUGUUCUGAUGGGAACCUAGAAAGACAUUCCCCAUGGUGAGGAAGGCUCGGGCAAGACUCCUACCCCUUUGUCAGCAGGAGAUGAGAACCUGCUGCCUACCCUUCCUGGGGAUCCUGCAGAGCAUUUGAGCAUCAGGGAGCCAGAGCAUUUGGGUCUGGCUUUCUUCCUGCUCCUGUCCCAAAGUACUCCCAGCCACUUGCAUCAUGAUUAAAUAUUUGUCUUAAA